GUUGUGUGUGAUGGAGGACGCAGAGAGAGACGAGGGACAGGAGGGACAGGAGGGACAGGAGGGGACAGCAGCUGCUGGUCAUAGUCCAACUGUCCAACGUCUCCAACAGAGUGGGACAGAGUCUGUCAACACACUGAGUGUGAGGAGGGGCUGCAGGUCCAUCAGGUCUGACAGAAGAUUCCAGGUUUUCGGAGCAGAACCAGAAGAGAACCCACACUCCUUCAGCUCCUCUCUGAACUCUGUGUUGUGGAAAGCCAACGACGUCCUCCUGCUGGUCGCCGAGAACUUCUACCGGAGCGAUCGUUGUGGUCUCAGCAGGUUCUUCCUGGUUCCCAACAGUUUGGACCAAUGGGCUGACAGCAUGCAGCAGAGGCUGCUGGGAUACCAGGAACAGACCAGGAAGUUUCUGAGCACGAGCAGAGAGGAGUUGGACAUGCAGCUGUCCCACCUUCACGAGCUGCUGCAGAUGUUACCUGCCGCUCUGAUCCGUAACCAUGGGCAACAGCAGGAGGCAGGGCUUAUGGAGGAGGUGGGCGGAGUCAGACAGAAGCUGGAGGAGACGCUGGCAGCCAGUGAGGAGGAGAAGGUCUCACCUGUCUGUCCUCACCU
This is a messenger RNA of Plectropomus leopardus (leopard coralgrouper), 609 nucleotides long. The record is from RefSeq and is a predicted model, not a curated record. Lineage: Eukaryota; Metazoa; Chordata; Actinopteri; Perciformes; Serranidae.